UUUACGAACACUAUGCAUUGAUAUAGCUAGGUUAUUAUGGACCUACACCAUAAAACCGAGGAAAAAAUUAUAAUUCUAGCCUUAACCAAAACCGAACCCUAACCCACUUCUACUCCCUUUUCCGGUUUGUUAAAUGUCGUGGUUCGUCCUUCUGUUGGGCCUAUACUAUUUUUUGAGACUGUAAUUCAGGAACUAAAAAUGAUUUCUUGACACCCAUCUACCUAAAACUAGUUUUGUAUUAGAUUUUAUCCCACGGACCGCACGGUCGUCGUAUCGGUUUACUUACCACACGGACACCUCCGGAUGUCUUUACGGCUUCCUGUUUAGAAGUUGAAACGCGAAGAGGAAAUUCUUUUGGCUAAUCACAUGCUCGAGACACUAGGAUUGCUGUAAAUAUCAUUUGAAACAGAAAGUGCAGAAGAUGCAUCCAGGAGGGCUGGCUUUGGUGCACUAUUUAAUAAAGACAAGUGGCUAUAUUUUAAAAGCACCAAUUAGGGUAUCUAGAAGUGCUGUUUAUCAAACUGCUGUUAAAAGACUUGUUGAACAGAUUUCUGGACCUUGGAUUAUUUUUGUUAGACCAUCAUCUUUAAGAAAUUUUUGUCAUUCAACAAAACUAUGUGAAAAGGCAAGAACAAGUAAAAGACAAGCAAAGGAAACAACAACAAAAGUAGCAAUUUCAGAAGAUGAACAUUGUCAGGUCUUUGAUGCAAGUGAAAAGCUUAUUGGGCAGAUGACCAUAAAAGAAGCGGAAACUGUUGCCAAAAAAGACAAUCUAAAACUAGUUGACAUUGGAACCAAUCAGGAUGGAGUUAGAUCAUUCCGACUUCUCUCAGGAAAAGAAUUAGCAGAAGAAAGCAUACGUUUUAGGACAGAAGAAAAAAACAAGAAACCUAAAGAAAAAGAGUUCAGAAUUAUGUGCAGCAUCAAUGACCAUGAUCUCGAAAUUAAGACAAAGCAGGCCAAAGAAGCUGUGGGACGAGGAGAUCAUGUGAAAUUUAUCAUCAAGCCACGUAAGAAGACAGCUGAGGAUGUAGCAGAUAGACAGAUGGCAGAGAUGGCCAAAAAGAUCAUAACUGGAAUGGAGAAUUUAGGGCAAAUUAAAUAUGGCAUCCGGAAUUCUCAAGAAGUACAUCUGCUUCUCAGGCCAUUGGGAAACACAGAAGAAAACCAUUAGACUUCUUUAAUUAAAAAAAUUAUUUUUUUAUAGUUUGGAUAGUAUUACAAAUUUCUUAUGUUCAAUAGCUCCUUAAUUCAGGAGGGUCUUAUAAAUUCCAGCUACUGUAGAUUUUCAGGUGAUUAUUCAAGCUUCACCUUUAUCUUUAAGAUUUUCAUAUGCUAUUGAAUACAGGUGGACUCCUACGCCUCUUUUUGUAACCUCAGCUGUGAAAACAAUUAGUUCAUUAUAUUUAUCUAAUACCGUCAGGAGCUUACUGCUAAAUGGCUAUCCUCUGAAAGGAAGGAGUUUACAGAAGAACUUGUAAUUUAUCGUGUACAUAUUUUCGAAAAGUUUCUUCUUGUGUAGUAACACGUAAUUCAAAUAUAAAAUGAAGGUUUGUGAUUGAAGGCCUAUUUUGAACGAUAUUGUGGUGCUGUGGGUAUUUUUUCUUUUAAUAGUGAGCUGUGGAUGUCAGGUUUAUAGUAAACAUAAACAUGCAUACAGCUGGAUCCACACAAGUCAAACAGCCAAUACAAGUUUGCAAAUGUUUAUGUAGUUAUUAUUGAAAAUGAUUUGCAAAACAAAGGCUCAUCAUACUGUGUGCAUAGCAGUAAAUGAAAAUGUAUGAAACAUGCAUUUCAUUAUACAAUCAGCAAAACAUACUGCAUCAGGCUUUCAUUUACAUAUUACAUCAAGUUCUGUUUGAGUCAGAAUCUGCUUGAAGUCUUGCAAAAAUCUCAGUUAAAUGAAUGCAUGUUUUCUACCUCCCACUUAGUACCAGUUUACCUGUUUAUUAUUAGAACUCUAUUCUCUCUCCUUAAUUCAGCUCUUCUAAAUUUUCCUUGAAGGCAGAACUGUUUCUCUACAUUCGUUCAUGAUCAUAUUUGUUUGAGUUUAAGGGUUUAAUAUUAUGGGUACUCUAAAUGUUUAUUAUUAGUGCACUUAUAAUGAAAUCAUUAAAGACCUUAAAAGACUGAAGAAAGAUUUUUUUAAAUCACUGGUUUUAUGCCACAGACCAGGUGGUUGAAACACUUAUUUUUUCUCUUUAUGUUCUUUUAGUCCAGAUUAUUAGACUUUGCACAACCCGGACUUAGCAAGUGGGAUGUACCUGCCGGUUAUUUCUGGCACAACUAUCAGUUUAUAAAUAUCAUCAUUAAUAUAAAUGUUUUGAUUGUUAUAUAUCCUUCAUAUACAACCUAUACAUCACACAUAUACUAAUAAACUUCGUAAUCCACUGAAUUACAGUCGUAUAUUAAUUUUGUUCCGAUAGAAAACUGAAAAAUACAAUCCAAGAAAUAAGUAAAAUUAAAAAAAAAAUCUGAAAAAAAAGGGGAAGAAGAACCUCAGCUUGAAAAUGUUUCCAAUAUAUCUACAAACUAUCACUGAACUUUAUAUUUAGUGCAAAAAUAUGAACAAAGUUCAUGUUUACAGGCUUAAACAAAAAUCAGCAACUUGAUUAGAUCAAAUCACAAUCCCUGUAGUACAAUGAUGUUGACAAAAUGAUAUUGUAGGUUAAAUAAACUUGUUUAAAUUUUGGUGAAAUCCUUAUUUUCCUUGUGCUUUAAACUAAAAUGCACUAACUCACUUUUGCAAGAUGAUUUCGUCUAAGAAGACUUUUGGCUGCAGGAAUAUUAUUCAUAAUUUAAAAAAAUAUAUUUCUAAAGUCUGAUAAAGACUUCUGAAGAGUUAAACAUUUAUAUAAUCAUUGUUUAAAAUCAUACAGACUUAAAGGCUCAUGCAUUUUUAUGUUCUACCCAGUUGGCUUAUGUGGGGAGCUAUAUGCAUCCCUAAAUCUGACAGAAAGACUGGAUAAUAAUAAAAGUUCUUAGAUUCUGAAUCAGCCUAUUCCAUAGGGAAGGAAGAGCUUUAUUUAUUGUAGUAGAUUUUGUGACAAUAUUAUGCUUGGCAUCUCCAAAAAUGACUACAGAAGAAAGGUUAAACCUUUCGUACAAGCGUGAAACACACAAUGCUCUCAUUCUCCAGCGAAAAAUUGUUGUUGCUUGUGUUUUAGGGGGAAGGCAAGAGUUUUUCUUGUACUUACACUGGAUUUCUCUAUCAUCAGUACUCUUUAAAACCAAAAUGUACAUAUUUUACAAGUAAGAAACAUUAAGGAUGCUUUUAAUGAUGCCAGACACAGUACUUAGCAUUUUUUGUGUAAAGAAUCUUUAAAAGCAAGACUGCAAACAACUGUAAUUAUUACAAACCAAAGAAGUUGGGUUGGUGAGGGCAUAGAAAAAGCAGUUUCUGUUACAUUUUGCAAAAAUAACAAGAUCACACUCAGUACUUUUACUACAACAUUCAAUCAUUUUAUUAUUUUUUAUGUCAAAUAAUCUUGAAACAAAGUGGCUGAAAACCAAUUAUUCUUGCAGUACAUGCUACACGUAUGAAAAUGUGCAGGUCCCUGAAUUAGCAGAUACUGUUGCUUUCACAGAUACUUGAAUUAAAUCCAUGACAUGUUUCAACAGUAUAAUUACUGGCACUUUCUGGUGGAACUGUCAUUUAAUAAAAAGUCUCUGCAUUUAGGGAUGGGAUUGAUUCAAUGCUUACGUCAGCUGCCAGUCAUGCCACUUAUGCCAAGUAACUAAAGUAUAAAAGUCACACUAUGUUACAAAGUGUGUAGGUGGUUAUGUGUAUUAUUGCAGUAACAGUCUGUUGUAUAAGUCUAGUGCUAAUUCCAGUAAAGUUGGUUAGUAAAAAAUUUCAGCCUUCAAAAACAAUAUAAAAUGGUGUCACUUAAGCAGGAUGGCAAUGACUAAAACAGUGCUGAAUAACCAAAUGUUUCAAACCAUAUAAUUAUACAUCAUGGAGUGUUCAAAAAAAAAAAAACAUGGUAAAAUACUUAAAGCAAAAGCUGAGCAACUAUGUCUGACACAGUCUUGACAUAUCAUUAGCUUUAUCACAUCAUAAAUAUCUCUCACUUUCACUCCAAAUUCAAACACAUUGUACCAAUCAAAAAAAAAAAAAAAGGAAACAUGUCAACCAAACGCCCCUGCUCACCACCCAAUACUGAACAUGAAGACUGGGAGGAGCUGACUUGCAUAAAGCAAUUUAAACAUGAAAAUAAAAAAAAAAAGUCACAUUUUAAGAAAGGAAAAAAUAAUGCAGGAAACUGGCAAUAUGAGAACAGGUUUAUGCUUUUUGUAUUUAUACCAAUAUACCAAGUAAUAAAACUAGUUAUGCUAAAAAGAAAAAAGAAAAGAACAAGUAGUUUAUGCUGAGGUGAAAAAUGACAGCCAUCAUCCAUAUGAAUAAAACCAUUUUCAUGUUCUGCCAAUGAUCACUUGUAGUAUCUACCACUCUGAUAAAUAACAUUUCUUCUUAGUUCCCAAAUGCUCUAUGAUUACAGAUGGAGAAAAAUUCUUAUUUGAGCAAAGAGCCAUCUUGAUAGUCAGACUUGUAAAGUUCCAUAUUUUGUUACAUUUUUCUUAAAACAUCAGAAUUCAAGAAACAAUGCUUGCAUAAUUUGAUGAGAGUGUGCAUGGUUGGAAAUUCUUGUUUUAAAAUAUCUGCCACAAAUUGAAGCUAUCUGAGAGUCCCUUCUGCAUACUUAAGAGCAAUCAUAAGAAAGUGCACAGAGGGAGUGUGACAAAUUGAGGGAAAUCAAGAUAGGACAAAGCUACAUGUUUUGCAGAACACUUGAAUGCAACAGUACAUGAUAAAGUGUUUAUUAUUCCAUAACUGAGCCUGCACGUUAUGUGCAGCUAAGAAAACAAAAGAAAAGCAUGACUAUGCUGAGUUUAUAUAAAAUGUUAUGAGCAUAGACAGCAAACCAUAUGCACAAUUUUGUUAGAGAUUGCUGACAGGGAAGUGUCAUUGAUUAUUACAGUAGUUUUCUGAUAAAUGUGAAGAUUAAGACAUUUACUAUUUUUAAACAGCCUAUGCCUAUCAGGAGUGUAGGAGAUAAUAAAGUAAUUAAAAAAAAGGUAAAUAAAACAUUUAAAUUACAAGUGGAAAUAAUGUUCGUUACGUGAAAACUUUUUCUCAUUUAAAAGAAAAAAAGUUAAUAGUUGCUGUAUUUGACUAUUUUCUUUGCAUUUGUGAUUCUUUGGCAUCUCUUAUUGAUAUAUUUUUGUUAGUGUACUAGUAGUCUGUUCAGAUGAUCCUUGCAUUAUCUGACCUAGGAAUCCUUCCAUGCUUACUUUAACAAGACUUUUAACUCAUUACAUUUCUCUGUGCAUAUGCCAUUACUUUUUGAACUUUUUCAAAGUGGUUAUAUCUUUCAUAUGAUACUGUAGAUACUUUUUUGGGUUGCAAGUGUUUUGAUGGUAAUGAAAAUAUGGGUUUCCAGAUAGCUGGAGCUAGCUAGGCUUGAGGAGCUUGGGUGUAAUCUCAGAUAUUUGAGUUUUGUGAGAGUAUACUUGUUUUCAUAUACAAAGAUUCCCAACACACUUUAUCUCUGUCUGUAAAACAGACUUAACUGAAAAAUUUGGCACAGGUUAUAGCGGGUUCAGAGUAGCUGUACUGCAUUAUUGUACAUUACUCUAAAGUGUCAAUUAUCCUUGAGAUAAGAACUAGUUCUCAUGAUACAAACCAUUCACAAAAAAGGGUUAAAAAAAACCCCCUGCAUUAGAAAUGAUGAUGGACCUGUUUAUGCUGUAAAGGCUAAAGCCAAUGGGUGAACUGAUAAUAUGUUAAUAAAGCAUAUCCAUCACAGUUAAAAAAAAAAAUGUUUUUCUUGAGCAUCACAAUGUCUAUAAGAUUAGGUCUUGAGAAGGGAAACCACUCAAAUUCUGGGAAAUGAUAUUUUGCACUAAACUCAGUCCAGUCAUUUGGAAGAAAACAGCUGCACUUUUACACCUUUAAUUAUGAAUAGCUGCAUUAAGAGUUUGAAAAUAAAAGUGAUAUUGUCAUGCAUUUUGAAAGCACUAAACUUGUCAAUAAUUAACAGUAUAAAAUAAUACUUGUUAUAGAACAAAAAUGUAACCGAAGCCAACUGUGUAUGUUUCAAUGACAGCAUCAACACAUGGACUAUAAACUAAUACUAAGAAUAAUAUUAAUGGUCUAGUAAUGAAUUUACACUGGUUUAAGGAAUUCUUGACAGUUUUCAAAUGUACCACUGGUUUUACUGGAUGAAUGUCAUCAUUCUUAUAGCAGACAAAAACAUUUAUGCAAUUUGCUCACUUUCAAAAAUGACGCACACAACAUGAAACACUUUCUUCAGUUUAAUAUGGAACCAAUUAUUAAAAUUGUAUUUCUAAUAAAUAAAUUAGCUAGCAAACCCUUCAAAAAAAAAAAAAAAAGUUCUAAAAAGUAAAGUUUCAGUCCCAACUAAAUCUUGGGGCUGGUAAUACUAAUUUUUCAGCUUUCACUUUGAAUAGCAAGCACAUUUGAGCACUCAUUCAUCCACUUGCUCAGGUUUUU
Messenger RNA from Pomacea canaliculata, 6517 nucleotides. Its product is annotated as translation initiation factor IF-3-like. Gene Ontology annotation, molecular function: translation initiation factor activity; ribosome binding. Gene Ontology annotation, biological process: mitochondrial translational initiation; ribosome disassembly. Gene Ontology annotation, cellular component: mitochondrion. The record is from RefSeq and is a predicted model, not a curated record. The coding region runs from base 422 to 1174 and encodes 250 amino acids. The transcript has 3 exons. Lineage: Eukaryota; Metazoa; Mollusca; Gastropoda; Architaenioglossa; Ampullariidae.